Messenger RNA from Choloepus didactylus (southern two-toed sloth), 7476 nucleotides. It is a transcript of the gene ZDHHC15, whose product is annotated as zinc finger DHHC-type palmitoyltransferase 15. The record is from RefSeq and is a predicted model, not a curated record. Gene Ontology annotation, biological process: protein targeting to membrane; synaptic vesicle maturation; peptidyl-L-cysteine S-palmitoylation. Gene Ontology annotation, cellular component: endoplasmic reticulum; Golgi apparatus. NCBI's taxonomy places the organism in Eukaryota, Metazoa, Chordata, Mammalia, Pilosa, Megalonychidae. The coding region runs from base 8 to 1072 and encodes 354 amino acids. The transcript has 11 exons. Gene Ontology annotation, molecular function: protein-cysteine S-palmitoyltransferase activity.
GCCAAAGAUGCGGCGGGGCUGGAAAAUGGCUCUGUCUGGGGUGCUGCGGUGCUGCCGCCGGGUACUGUCCUGGAUGCCGGUACUCGUUAUCGUCCUCGUCGUGCUAUGGUCCUACUACGCCUACGUCUUUGAACUCUGCCUGGUGACUGUGUUGAGCCCAGCAGAAAAAGUUGUCUACCUCAUACUCUACCAUGCCAUCUUUGUGUUCUUUGCCUGGACCUACUGGAAGUCUAUCUUUACACUCCCACAGCAGCCAAACCAGAAGUUCCACUUGUCCUAUACAGACAAGGAACGCUAUGAAAAUGAAGAGAGACCUGAAGUCCAGAAGCAGAUGCUUGUUGAUAUGGCCAAGAAGCUACCAGUUUACACAAGAACUGGGAGUGGAGCUGUACGAUUCUGUGAUCGAUGUCAUCUGAUCAAGCCAGACCGCUGCCACCACUGCUCUGUCUGUGCCAUGUGUGUAUUAAAAAUGGACCAUCACUGCCCUUGGGUUAAUAACUGCAUUGGAUUUUCCAACUACAAAUUCUUCCUUCAGUUCUUAGCUUACUCUGUUCUCUACUGCCUGUACAUUGCUACAACAGUCUUCAGCUAUUUCAUCAAAUAUUGGAGAGGUGAAUUGCCCAGUGUUCGCUCUAAGUUCCAUGUCCUUUUUCUCCUCUUUGUGGCCUGCAUGUUUUUUGUCAGCCUUGUGAUUCUCUUUGGUUACCAUUGUUGGCUUGUCAGCAGAAACAAAACCACCUUAGAGGCCUUCUGCACUCCAGUGUUCACAAGUGGCCCAGAGAAAAAUGGGUUCAACCUUGGCUUAAUGAAAAAUAUCCAGCAGGUGUUUGGAGAUAACAAGAAGUUCUGGUUAAUACCUAUUGGGUCUAGCCCUGGUGAUGGACACUCCUUCCCUAUGAGGUCUAUGAAUGAGUCACAGAACCCACUGUUAGCAAAUGAAGAGCCCUGGGAAGACAAUGAGGAAGACAACCGAGGACCCACCACCUCCCAUGAAGCUUACAGAGUUGAGUGUCGGGAACCACUCAAUCUUCAAAAUAAGUCACCAUGGUGGAUUGAAAUCUUCACAAUUUGAAAGCAUUCCAUCAGAUACUUGCUGUGCAGAUAUUUCGAGACUACAAUUUAAUUUACUGACUCAACUUACCAGUUUGGUAGCAAUUAAUUCAAAGCAGUCUUCCCUUCUUUCUUCAUUUCAUUUCCCAUUCCCAAUCCAUGAAAGCCUAAAUGUAACAUCUAUAUCUUUCCAGAGACUCUUCAUUCAUCUUGUCAGGUAAAAGGGAAUUCAUAAGAUUUCCUUGUAGUCUUUUAUUGCCCUGGAAAGACUACUAACUUAUCUACAGGGUUUUUGUGGUAUUGAGAAAAAUCAGACUACGUUUGCUGCUUGUGUGCAUGUGCAUUUAUAAACAUGUAUAUGUGCAGCAUAUGUAUACAAAAUUCUGCUGUGAUGUGUAAAUCAAGGUAAAAAAAUUAAGGAGCUCUGAAGCUUGUAAUCAUGCUUUUUCUUUAAAUAGAAAAUUUGAAUAUUAUCUGAGCUUUGAACACCAUCCCCAUAUCAGGUAUCUAAAAUUGUAAAGGGAGGUUCAACACAUUGUGAGGAGUUCCUCAAAUUGGGAAUUGAGCAACAAUGUAAAACCUGCUCUCUGUCCAGGGGAAUUGCCUGUCACAGAUGUUCCUGAAAGCACCACAGCUAAUAGAUGAGAUCAGAUCAGACUUCCACUUUAUCAAUCAUAACCAUUGGUGUCUUAAAGACUUUAAUGCCAGACUGAGGUCAAAUUCCCCAAUUAUGUUUAUUCAUUUCACUGCUACCUAGCUUUAUUUUAGCCUUUAUGAAUUACUUUUAAGAUGAAAGAAACACUAUAAGCCUAACUUAUGGAUCAUGGGUUUUGUUAAGGGGCUUAUCAGUGAUUUUCAGGUUCAAUUUACAAUUCUGUUCUUAAGGGUAAAAUUUCACAGCUGACAUUAGCCUGAGGACUAGCACUAAAGAUCUGUGCUUUCAAAGCAAAGGUUAGUGUAUAUAUCAAUAAUAAACUAAGUAAUAUGCCAAUCCUUCCCCCUAUUUUUUAGCCUCAGUGGUAGCUCAGCCAUUAAGACUGUUUACAUCCAUUUCCCCAUUUAUUUAUAAUCAGUCUUUCUUUUAGUCUUAGUGGCUGAAUCAAUGCAUAUGAACGCUGAUGCUGCUUCUUUACAAUAAUAAUACCUAAGAGUAUUGAUGUUUUUUCAUUUCUCUAUCAGUGCUCUAGUGUCCAGCUGCUGACAAUAGAAGACCCAACUCUUAAACAGAUCAGUGGGAGUUAAAGGCAUCUUACAGAUACCAAGGAAUUGAGCUCUUAAAUGGAUGAUUAGAUUUACUAAAUCAUCCCCACCACUUCACCCCACCCCAACACCUGAGUUAAAAAAAAGUUGCCUGUCACAAACAAUUCAUUAGACAGGACCCCAGUGGAGCUGAGAAGGCAAGCAAUCAGCUACUUAAAGCAAAGAAAACCUGUUCAUUUGGACCCUCUAGUAAUUUUGGCCAAGAUGAGACUUUUAGCAUAAAUUAAAUGGAUUGUGGCCUACAUUUCAUUUGAGAGAAUAUUAGACAUGACUAAGUCUGUUAGGGUGAGGGACCGUUUCUCAAACUCAUGCUCGGAAGCAGCGGGAAGACUAUGCACAUCGGGUUUCACGAUGAAAUUGUAUAUGCUCAGAUGGGAAGUUUUUCUCCUUUCCUCUCUCCAAAACAUCGUCGUUUAGGUUUUUCUUGACAACUUAUUUGGCCAUCCACAUGGUCUGUCUUAUGAUGGACAGACAAGCUUUGCCUUCUAUUUAUAUAGAAAGGCACCUUUCUCUAAAGAUAGGGACAUUACUUACUCCACAGCCAGGGACUUCAGAGCAAUGAUUCAAAUUCAGGAAGGCAUCAAGAACUUCUUUGAUGCAUAGUGUAUCAGCAUUCACCACUCACAGAAAUCAGAUCACAAAAGGCAGUGCCAGUAACUUCCACACUGGGAGGGUAAAGCUCAAGAGGUCUGUAAUGCAGAGCUGACUGUUUACUGCCUUACAGACUCACACUUUCUUCAAAAGACCAAAUAAAUCAGGGUUUCACCUGAGGGCUUGAAGAAAAAAGAAACUUCUAUUCCUAUCUUAGCACCUUGAUCCUACUAGUGUAUAGACUCUGAUAAUACCCUGGCGAAAAUAUCCCUAUCAGUAGAACAGAGUGUUGACUACUGCACAUAGGCAGCCCCCACCUCACCCCCGCCAACUAGUUGAUUAUUUAUAAAGAGGAAAGAGGUUAAUUUGAUAAUUAGUGUGCCCUGAUCUGGCUCCUUUGCUUGCUCUUUGUUUGGGGCCCUGGCCAGUAACCUCUGUGGGAUCUCAUUCCCCAAUCUUUGGUACUCAUCUUCCCCAUUUGCAAAAGGAAGAUACUCAUUGUUAGGAUCCUACAAAUGAAAGGUGCUAUGUAACUCCCCAGUGCUCUUAUAUGUCUUUAAUUGCAGGACUUGAAUGAGAAGUAUAACCAUCACAGUAUUUCUAAGCAAACCAUGAUCUCUAUUCUUUCUUCCAUGCUAUCAUGACAGAUUUGUUCUUGCAGAGUUUAGAGUACUUUAUUAAUAAUAUUUUUUCUAUUCAGUCAACAGUGUCCUUAGAAAGAAAGACAGGAUAAAAUUAUUUGCCCCAGGGUGCAAUUGGAAAAAUCAAGGGUGAAAGAAACAAAAUGCCCUUGAAAGGCACAUAACUAUCUUGUGUAGAGUUCACAGUUACUGUGUCCAGUGCACUGUUAGAGUAACUUGGCUUCCCAUACUGGAAUUACCAUGGGGCAGCUUAGAAUUUUGAGAGCCAUUAGGAUAGGUUGACAUUCCAAGAGUCCCACUUUGUCCAAAUUCUGAAAGUAUGCAAUUUAUACAACUCUCAUUUUCUAUGUGAUAAAAAUUAACCUGUACCUCUUCCCAUCACUGGUCCUGUGUGGCAUGGAUAUUUCACACUAUGUGUCAUCAGCCAGUGCCAUUAUCUACUGUGGUGCCCAUAGAGCCUGAUCUCAGGGCUGUCCUUGCCAGUGAAAAGAAUGUGCUUUCCCAUUUUAUGCUGAAAUGCACCAAGUAUAGAUAUCGAGGAUAAUGGAAAUUUAAGCACAAUCCUAGCAGGUAUGUUUUAAGAAAAUUGAGUAUACAUUAUUAUUGUAUCAUGUACCUGAAAUUUAACAAGGCCCAAACUCACAGGAAAGUAAUUCAUGCAAAGCCCAUCCCUUUCACCUCUCAUUGCACAUAUAUACAGACACACAUGCAUGCAUGCACACAUACACACUGCCCCCAAAGGAGGCUGACUGGUCACCAGAAGCAAAUACUUCAAAAGAAUCAUUCAUUGCCUUUCCUUUUAGAAAAAAAUCCAAUGGUCACUGCUGGUGAAGAACAUUCCAUUAAUAUAUUCUAGAACCUCUGUUCCCACAGUGGCUAAUUUACCCAGUUGGUGCAAAAGACAUGUACUGUGCCUCUACCAAAGGGCAUCUAACAAGAUUGUUAGAUACUUCCACAAGUCCCAUUUACUUAGGAACUUCAUGACCUUCAUCCAAUAAGUAGGAAAUGAUUUAUGAAGUAUGGUACAUCUGCAUUUCUUUAAACCAUGACUGCAAUGCACCAUAUUAAAUUGUAGCCUUUUGCAUGUGGAUGUUAUGUAAUAUAACUUCUAAUAACAUGCAACCCAUGACUGUUUACUUCCCCGAAAGGGCUAGGGCUGUGUCCUGCACAGCACUCAAAACUAUUAAAUGUGUUCUUUGGAGCAGUCUGAGUGCAUAACUUCAGUCUAGGUACCUGGCCAUCUGCACAAUGAGUUAAAACCAACAAUGAAUGCAAUAUAUCAGGAAAUAGAUUCUUAGGGAAUGGAGUUAAUGUGAAAAAAGUGAUGAGAUUAGAUGCAUUCCAGGAAUAACUGCUUUCACCCUGCUAGCUACAUGAGCAGAGGAAUAUAGCAGAAAAGUUGGGCUGGGUCUUGGUAAUAUAUUAAAUGCAUUGGAAAGUCAAAAAAAGAAAGGUACUGGGGACCUCAGCAGUUAAGCUCAAGUUGCCAAUUUGCUACAAAUUCUUUUUUUCCCAAUAAUCUGAUCAAAAGUGAUUGUAUAUAGUGUUCUUAAAACCAUGUGUCUUGCUGCAGAAAUACUGACAAAUGCUGGCCAGCUUUAUCUUUCUAUGUCAUUUAUAAAAGUAUAUGCUUAUGAAAGUGUGGUUUCUUUUAUAUAUUAGGGUUUUGUUAAAACAAUGUUGGCAAAGCUUAAAACUUCAGACUGCUUUGAUGGAAGUUUCAAUACAUUUCGUUCAAUGGGGUAUAGCAGACUUUAUUUACUCCCAGGUUGGUUGGUAUGUGUGGUUUGCAGAAUCCUCUGUAAUAUCUCUUCUUAACACUGCCCACCCCUCACCCCCCAUGGCUCUUCCUGUGUGUUCAGUGUUUUCCCUCAUAUGUUCCUACAUGGACACGAGUUGGGAAAUUAGCAGCAAUGGCUUUUAGAUAGAAAGCUGAUGAGUUUAAUGGCACUUAAUCAUUCUCAGUCUCUGCUCAGCCUCACUCAUCUUUUGCCUUUCCCUCUGCCACUGUGAUAAGAAAAAGUAAGAACUUAUCUUAUGUGCCUAAGGGUGAUGUGAACUUUGGUUUGCUUUAUCUUACACUGAAGACUACAUUUGUAUUUCUCCAAAUGCAUAUCACCUAAAAAAGAAUACAAUGGUCCUGAGAAAAGAACACAGUGGUUACUUGCUCCUAAAUUAUAUAUUCCCCUGGAGAAAUAUUUGAGGAGACCCUCAUUAAAUAAGCCCCAAACAAUCAUCUGAUCCUCUACAGACAUACCAUUUGCACAGAAAGUCCUUUUCAGACAGAAAGGAGAAAAGUCCCCAAUUAGCCUACCAAAAAGGUAGAAGUCAUUUAAAAUGCAAAGCUUUGAAAGCCGAAGUUUGGAACAGUCAUUGAUUACUAUUUUGACCAAAUAGUAAUGGGGAGCUUGAAUCACUUAGGACUGGCCCAAUCCAGAGAGGUCAGGCUUAACACAACCAGAAAGAAGUCUUUUAUUCCAGUUAACCUUAUAAGAAAGCACUUACUUUGCCCUAGGUAAAAGACCUCAAGCUUCUAUGCUAAAAAUUAUAUUUCAUUUAUUCCAAUGCAUCAGCUACAAACAGGUUUAUUUUAUAUAACAAACACAAUGUAAAAAAUUCAAAAAAUACUAGUAACAAAGGAUAACUGAUUUUUUCUAUAUUUUUUAAAGGCAUAAAAAAGGAGACCCUUAUACAAGAAUCUUACUUGAGUGGUAGUAACCUAGGAAAUUUAAGGCAUACAUGUUUAAAAGGAAACUUUAAUUAAUCGUUAUGGAAAUAAAUGAAGAUAUAUGUAUAAUGUUUUAUGAGUGUAUAAAUACAUUCACAUUCAUUUUAUUCAUGUUAUAAACAACAAAAAUUAUUCAAAUCUAAUUUUCCCACUAUAUGCAGUGUCAUUGAAAAAGUAGUCAGUUUCUUUUUGAAUAUUAAAAUAUUCAUUCUCACAUAAUAGCAUCAUGUUUCAAUGUUUAGACUUCCAACUUUAGAGGGGUGGAAAAUUUAUGAUAGAAAAAAGCACAUUUUAAGCAAACUUUUAAGCACAUUUUAAGCAAAAUUUAUUUGAAUAUCUUUAAGGUUUAGAAACAAAUUUUCCUCAUAAACCUUAACUGAAGGACUCAAAUCAAUUCAAAUUAGCAGUUUCAGACCCAGAUCCUGACAAUGUCAGUAAACUCUCAAAUAAGAAUUUAAAUGAAAGUGAAACAAUUCACUGUAUAGGCAAAGCAAAAAUUUUGCUAUUGGAAUGUUAAAGAAUGUAGGGUACCAAUUAGUCAAAAAUGGUCCUUAAGUUAUACUUACCAGUCCACUGUCAUAGCAUAUAUAAAUUACCCAGGACAAUUAGAAAGCACUUAAUAAUGUGGUUCAGAAGGAUUAAAUACAAAUUCAAAUAAUUUGCCUCUGAAUCACAUAGAGUAUGUGGGUGGCAGUGCUACAGGGUAGUGAAAGACUGAGGGUCCUGUGACAUGUGAAAAAGGAGGAAUAAUGGGGACAAUAAGCCAAGAUGGAUAAGAUAACCCCUUUUCCACUUGAUUGUCAUUUCCCCUAAUCUUUGAAGCCUAUUUUCUACUCACAUAUUUUAAUCUAUAAAAUUGCAGUUUUGUUGAGGGUAAAAUUAAUUUUCUUCUUCUAUGUCUAACCUAUUAGCUGAGUGAUCCAGAGACAUCUUCAUAUUUGCAUUUCACCUACUGAUUAUCUGAUUUUCUAACAACCACCUGGAGUACCUAUUUAUAAACAUAUUUUUUUAAAUACUAUCAUUUGUCUGGAUUUAGGAAGUUUUCUACUUUUUAUUCACCUGAAAGAUUUGGACAACUUCAGUUUAGCUAGUCAUCAGAAAGAAACUUUGCAUUCAAAAGGCUGUUCUUCCUUUUUUUUUAACCUAAAAUAACUACUUUACUUCCAACAUGUUCCUAUUCUACCCCAAGAAAACAUACAGACUAUA